AUGUCCUGCGGAGACGCAAAGCUCAACCACCCGGCACCCGACUUCAAUGAGACGGCGCUGAUGCCCAACGGCACCUUCAAGAAGGUGGCCCUCAGCUCCUACAAGGGCAAGUGGCUGGUGCUCUUCUUCUACCCGAUGGACUUCACCUUCGUCUGCCCCACAGAGAUCUGCCAAUUCUCGGACCGUGUGAAGGAGUUCUCUGACAUUGGCUGCGAGGUGCUUGCCUGCUCCAUGGACAGCGAGUACUCCCAUCUGGCCUGGACAAGCAUUGAGCGCAAGCGUGGCGGACUUGGCCAGAUGAACAUCCCCAUUCUUGCCGACAAGACCAAGUGCAUCAUGAAGUCGUAUGGUGUGCUGAAGGAGGAGGAUGGCGUGGCGUACCGUGGCCUUUUCAUCAUCGACCCGAAGCAGAACCUGCGGCAGAUCACCGUCAACGACCUCCCCGUUGGCCGCGACGUGGACGAGGCCCUUCGUCUUGUGAAGGCGUUCCAGUUCGUGGAGAAACAUGGCGAGGUGUGCCCCGCCAACUGGAAGCCCGGUGACAAGACGAUGAAGCCGGAUCCCGAAAAGUCCAAGGAGUACUUUGGUGCUGUCGCGUAG
Trypanosoma cruzi is the source of this 600-nucleotide messenger RNA. RefSeq names its product tryparedoxin peroxidase, putative. Bases 1 to 600 code for a protein of 199 amino acids. The transcript has a single exon. Gene Ontology annotation, biological process: cellular response to stress; response to oxidative stress; hydrogen peroxide catabolic process. Gene Ontology annotation, molecular function: thioredoxin peroxidase activity. Lineage: Eukaryota; Euglenozoa; Kinetoplastea; Trypanosomatida; Trypanosomatidae. Gene Ontology annotation, cellular component: cytosol. The record is from RefSeq and is a predicted model, not a curated record.